Clunio marinus is the source of this 3877-nucleotide messenger RNA. The record is from the annotation of a GenBank genome assembly. NCBI's taxonomy places the organism in Eukaryota, Metazoa, Arthropoda, Insecta, Diptera, Chironomidae.
AUGGGAUCAGUAGCGCUAGAAAUACAAAAUUCAACAAUAAUCCGACAAUCGUCGUCACAUGGUAGGCAGUUGCUUGCACUGCUAUUAUUUGUGCUGUUGACAACACAAGCGAAUGGCUUCUGUCCAUCAAAAUGCAUUUGUGAUGGCGACACAAACAAUUUAAAAGCCAAAUGUAUAAAUGCGGGAUUGGACGUUGUGCCCAUUCAACUAAAUCCGAAUGUUAAACAUAUAAAUCUCACCGAUAAUAAAAUUGCAACAGUUCAUUUCACAUUGUCAUUCUACUACGAGCUAGAAACAUUAGAUAUUUCGGGAAAUACUUUAGAGUCGUUAGGUAUGAAGAAUUUCGUAGCGCAAGAGAAAUUGCGGAAGUUAUACUUGCAGAAAAAUGUGAUUAAAAAGCUUUCCAAAGACACGUUCCGCGGGAUGCGUCAGUUGGAGGUGUUAGACUUAAGCUAUAAUCAAAUCGCUGAAAUGGAUCCGCAGUGCUUCAGUGAUUUGACUCGAUUGUCAUUUCUUGAUCUUACCAACAACUCUGUGAUCAGUGUCGACGGUGGCGUAUUUCAAAAUCUUUUAAGUCUCGAAACGCUUCUCUUCACCAGCAAUCAAUUGUUGAGUGUUCCAUAUAAUGAGAACUUUGAGUACUUGAGGAAGCUUCGACGACUCGACUUAUCUGGAAACUUAAUUAAGCAAAUCGAAAAUAACAGUUUUCAACAUAUGAGCCAAUUACAAACGCUUCAUCUCAAUGGCAAUCUCAUUAACGGCAUCGACGUGCUCGCUUUCGAUGGUUUGAUGCAGCUUCAAUACUUAGACUUAUCCGAUAAUAAUUUAACGAGUGUGCCAACGGAUCAGUUAUCAAAGUUAUCCAAUUUAACGCACCUUUCACUUAACGGAAACUUCAUUCAAACACUGCCAGCCGUUUCAUUUCUGAAUUUGUUUCAAUUGCGUGAACUUCACAUGGAUCGUCUCGUAAACCUUGUAAAAAUCGAUUCAAGAGCUUUCAUCGACAACGUUAAUCUGCAAAUACUCACCAUGAACGACAAUGAGCAGUUCUCUGAUUUGCCCGUUCAUCUGUUUCAUGGCAAUUUGAAUUUAAUUGAAUUGUCGAUAAAAAACAACAAACUUUAUCAACUUGAUGCGAUACAACUGCCAUUAGAUCAACUGAAAAAAUUGUCAUUGGCUGAUAAUCCAUUUGUUUGUAAUUGCUCGUUGAUCUGGUUAUGGCAGUUAAUUAAAUCAUCGUCAGUUACAUCAUCGCUUCGUAGUAGUCAACAACAUUCGAAUGAUUUGGGGGGAAGCUCAUUAGCUAUGGAUAAAGAGAAUAUUGGUUGUGAUAUUGUAAUAAAAAAUGACGAUGACCAAGUAAAAGUCAUUCGGAAAAAAUUAACUGAGAUGUCCGAAGCUGACAUUAAAUGUCCAACUCAUAUUGUCACAAUUAUAAGCGUCAUUCUCACGGUUAUUUUCAUUGCAAUCAUCUGUAUUAGCAUUUUGAUUGUCAUAAAAUGCUCGAGAACAGCGCAUUUGAAGCGUCGACAACAGAAAUACUUGUCAGGAGAGCGACAGAACAUUGGCGAACUUAUUAUCCCACAAAAGAUUGACAAGUACGAACUUGAACGUUAUUUAGCUGAUCAACAGUUGCAACAUCAACAGAAGCAACAACAAAUACAGCAACAAUAUCAAAUGAAUCAUCACACAAUCCAACCAAUUCAUUCAAACCAAAAUCAAUACUUUCAACAUCCAAAUCCCCUCAUUAAGCCCAACGAGUAUCGAUCAUUGAAGAAAUGGGAAAAUGGCGAUAUUACUCAACAAUAUCCGACACUUAAUAGUCAUCAAACUUUAAAAGCGUCGACAACACCCACAAUCACUUCGUCAUCCCCGCUGAAGAAACUUCAGAAAAAUAACAUUCACAUUCUCAAUAACUACAAUCAUACAAAUUCAUUGUCGCUAUCACGCGAUCAAGACGACGAACCAUUAGGAUUGUCACAAGAACAAAUUUACAGCAAACAUCCCGAUGACGAUGAAAGCAAUUUCGAAGAAGAUCAUUACGAGAACUUUGAUGAUAAUUACUUAAACAGUUUGAAUCGUAAAAUAAAUAUCCAAUCAACAUUACCGCUUACGAAAGCACCCACAACAACCACCACAUUAUUUAAUACGAAUGAAAGUAACAAAAAAAGUUUGCACAAUAAUAUUAAACCACAUAUAGUCUACGUAUGACUUAAACGUUAUUUGGCCAAUAACAUUCAACGUUACGAUUUUAUAUAAAUAAUGAAUAAGAAGAUGAUGAAGGAGUAAAAAGAAAACUAGCAGCAAAUAAAAACUUAUUUAUGUAAUAAAAAAAUAAUAUUAUUAAAUUCGAAAUGGAAGUUACAACAUAAACAAACAAAGACGUGUUAAUUUUGUACAGAAGUUUCUUUUUCCAUUCUUUUCAAUUCUUUGCUAAUUACUUAUCUGUACAAAUAGAAUAAAAAGUAAAAAAGAAAAAAAAAACUUUUUUCAGUUAUCAAACUUUGUUUUUUCGUUUUCACUUUAAACAUAAAGUUUUUCCUCGGUUUCGAAGAGAUAUCUAAAAAAAUUAACACCAAAUAAAAAACUUGUAAAGGAAAAGAAAUCUAAGUGUGAAGUACUAAUGAGAGCGUGAUGAAGCAUUUUUCAAGCGAAUGAUGAGUUCAUGACGUUCUCAAGAGAAAGUUCAACGUUCUCCUAAGCUAAAAAACAUGAAAUUGAAAUUUAAUGAAAAUGCUUUUCUUUUCUAUGGUAAUGAUGAUAAAAAAAAGAGAAGGAAGAUGGAAAAUAAUUUCAUUUUCAAGAUUUUCCGCAGAUACCGUACUAAUGGAUCGUUAUUCGUUCUUAUCAAGCUACUGUUUUCGCAUGAAAUUUGAGCAUGAUGUUUAGAAGUCAUUCGUGUAACUUAUUCGUAUGGAAACAUUAGAAGAAAAUUUUCACACACAAAAAGAAAUCUUUGCCAAUUUCCAACAUCAUUGAAAUCGUAUUUUUUUUUCUUUGGUUCAAGUCAGUUUUUCAAGUUAAACAGAUAUCUAAUCAGUGUAAGAACACAUAAAUGUUUACUAGUAAGAAAAAGAAAGAACAAGAAAGAAGAGAAGCAAAAUGUUGUAAAAAAGAAGUGUAAAUUGAGGUGGUAGUGAGGGAAAGAAAGAAGGUCUUCAAAUAUAUAAGCAAUAAUUAAAAUGUAAUUAAUUUUCAUCUCAAAGGACCCGAAUCAUGAGAAAAAAAACUUUUCCAAUUAUAAUUUCCCUCCUUGAAAUGUAAAUAAGUAUCGUGAAGGAAAUUGCGCGCUAGCGCUGUCUCUCUCCCAACCACCCGUUUCAUUUUAAUUUUAUUAAGUUUAAUUAAUUUCUCAGUGUAAAUAAUAAUUUCCUUUGCUUAUUUUUAUUUUCAUCUUUCGCCUUCAACUGGUGAGAAAGGAAUUUCUAUGUUCUCGUAAACAACGUGAAUUGAGAUUGAAAUGGAAAACUGAAAACAGAAAACUUCAUAAAGGAACAGAAAAAAAAGUUUUCCAUCAAACUCAUUUUCGAAGUUUGCGGCAACGAGAAGAAAGGAAGAAAUUAAUUAAUUAACAAUUAAUAUUUUUAUAUUUUAUAACAUGAAAAUAUGCUGAACAAUUUGUAAAUUUUAUGAUAAAACAAACAAAAACAUAUUUACAUUCUUUUUGAUAAUAUUUCGUGAAAUUUAAAAUAAAAAGAAAUGAAAUUAAAAAAGGGAAAAAAAGAAAAAAAUAGUUUAAACAUAAAAGGAAAUGAAGAAACAAUCUGUAAAGUAUGAAAAACUUAUUUUUAUGUUUAAAGUCAUUAAUUGAGAUUAUAAACAUGCAAAAACCAAUUGAAACAAUAAAACUUAAAUGAGAAAUCGAUAAAAAAAUGAG